UGGGAGGGAAACGGCUCGGGCGGGCCGGGAGCGGGCGGCGGUGCUCCCGCAACUCCUCGGGGCGGUUGGGGGACCCGGCCGGGCUGGCGCUGGGCGGGCUCGUCUUUGUCUGACGGCCUGGGCCGCUCUUCGGCGGCGUGCUGCGGGCUCCGGCGGGUCCUCUGUCCCCCUCGGAGGUUUCUUUUUCCCCCCUUUUUUACUGGAGGUUUGGUUCGAGCGCUGCGGAGCGGGAGAGGGGCUGGCGGGAGGACCCGGCCCGUCGCCUCUUGCUGGACGCCUUUUCUUUACUUGAGAUGACUUUAUUCUCACUUCGGAAAACUUUGGAGCUCUGCUGUGGCCUUUUUUUUUUUUUUUUUAAUUGUUCUUCGUUGAGUCUCCAGAUUGAAAAUAGAGAGGAGGCGCUAAUGCUGUGAUUGGGCUGGCUGCCGCGUUUGGAGUUUCGAGUUGAAAAGAUUUACAUGACCCAUGUUUAGAAUUUGGGGUCCUCCCCCGCCGGUCCCCGCUUUGCGGAUUAUUUGGGAUUGCUUUUCUUUUGCGAAGUGGGAUGAGUUUGGUUUUUGUCAUUUGAAGACAUUUUCCUUUUGGUCCUCGGGGACUGGCAACGCCACAGAUUUCAUUGUGCUCGGGCUUUAUUUUGUUCUCGUCCACACUAGGUGCAAUCGAGGAACUCAAGUCUAUACACCUGGCGCCAGGGAAGGCCAGAAGAGGAUGUUGAUUCCCCUGGAACUGGAGUUACAGAUGGUUGUGAGACGCUAUGUGGAUACUGCAAAUUAAACCCAAGUCCUCCUAAAAGCAGCAGCACCUGCUCUAAACCACUGCACCAGCUCUCCAGCCCCUGGUCCUGACCUCCUGAUCACCCUGCCUUGUCACCUACUAGUUUAGCGUCAUGUCUCAGCUUUUCACAUAGAGAAUUUGGGAAAGCAACAAACAAAGUACAGAAUCUGAAAGAAGGUUUUGGGUAACAGGAGUUCUGGUGAACAGGGCAAACCAAUUCCACCACCAUGAGUUGGAGCUUCCUGACUCGCCUGCUAGAGGAGAUCCACAACCAUUCGACAUUUGUAGGGAAGAUCUGGCUCACUGUGCUGAUUGUCUUUCGAAUUGUCCUAACUGCUGUAGGAGGAGAGUCCAUCUACUAUGAUGAACAAAGCAAAUUUGUGUGCAACACAGAGCAGCCGGGCUGUGAGAAUGUCUGCUAUGAUGCCUUUGCCCCGCUCUCCCACGUGCGCUUCUGGGUAUUCCAGAUCAUCCUGGUUGCAACUCCCUCUGUGAUGUACCUGGGAUAUGCUAUUCAUAAGAUUGCCAAAAUGGAGCAUGGCGAGGCAGACAAGAAGGCAGCUCGGAGCAAACCCUAUGCCAUGCGUUGGAAACAGCACCGGGCUCUGGAAGAAACGGAAGAGGACCAUGAAGAGGAUCCUAUGAUGUAUCCAGAGAUGGAGUUAGAAAGCGAAAAAGAAAAUAAAGAGCAGAGCCAACCAAAACCUAAGCAUGAUGGCCGACGACGAAUUCGAGAGGAUGGGCUCAUGAAAAUCUAUGUGUUGCAGCUGCUGGCCAGGACUGUGUUUGAGGUGGGCUUUCUAAUAGGGCAGUAUUUCCUGUAUGGCUUCCAAGUCCACCCAUUUUAUGUGUGCAGCAGACUUCCUUGCCCUCAUAAGAUAGACUGCUUUAUUUCUAGACCCACUGAAAAGACCAUCUUCCUUCUGAUAAUGUAUGGUGUCACAGGCCUCUGCCUAUUGCUUAACAUUUGGGAGAUGCUUCACUUAGGGUUUGGGACAAUUCGAGACUCACUAAACAGUAAAAGGAGGGAACUUGAUGAUCCGGGUGCUUAUAAUUAUCCUUUCACUUGGAACACACCCUCUGCUCCCCCUGGCUAUAACAUUGCUGUCAAACCAGAUCAGAUCCAGUACACUGAGCUGUCCAAUGCUAAGAUUGCCUACAAGCAAAACAAAGCCAAUAUUGCCCAGGAACAGCAGUACGGCAGCCACGAGGAACACCUCCCGGCUGAUCUGGAGACUCUGCAGCGGGAGAUCAGAAUGGCUCAGGAACGCUUGGACCUAGCAAUCCAGGCCUACCAUCACCAAAACAACCCCCAUGGUCCUCGGGAAAAGAAGGCCAAAGUGGGGUCCAAAUCUGGGUCCAACAAAAGCAGUAUUAGUAGCAAAUCAGGGGAUGGGAAGACCUCCGUCUGGAUUUAAUCUUGGUUGGGCUUAAAACUUGGGUUUUCAUAGUUUAUGGUAAGCAGCAACUUGCUGAAUAAUGACUUCCAUUGAGUAAACAUUUGGCUCUGGUUAUCUUCAGGGAUGCUGUUGGCUCAUGAUCCAAACUCAGGGGACUCUGAAGGUGGAGCUGGGAUGAGUCGGGAGAGGGAAACACAGUGUUCCCAGGCACAUGUUCUCAGCAAUAAUGCAGUUGCAGAACUUUCAGGUUGUGUCUUCCAGAUCCAGAGAAGAACUGAUAUAUUUAAAUCAUUCUUGUUGGACAGUUUUUGUAUGUACAGUAUUAUGGUACAGUUUUUUUAGUAUAAAUUUUUUUUUUGUAUUUGUACAUUGGACUGCUGUAGUUACACUUUUUUAUAUUAAAGGAAAAAAUCCUUGUAAAUAAUGUCUGUUAAAGGGUAAUGUUAUUACUUUGUUUAGCAAAUAUUAUCUUGUGAUUAGAAUUUUGGUAGAUGGUACACUUAAUAAAAGUGCCUCUCGUGUUUCA
Molecule: messenger RNA, 2700 nt
Organism: Mus musculus (house mouse)
Lineage: Eukaryota; Metazoa; Chordata; Mammalia; Rodentia; Muridae
Gene: Gjc1
Product: gap junction protein, gamma 1
Exons: 4
Coding region: 1002-2192 (396 amino acids)
Biological process (GO): transmembrane transport; monoatomic ion transmembrane transport; cell communication
Cellular component (GO): synapse; gap junction; connexin complex
Source: RefSeq, a predicted model, not a curated record